Messenger RNA from Stylophora pistillata, 2932 nucleotides. RefSeq lists its product as uncharacterized. NCBI's taxonomy places the organism in Eukaryota, Metazoa, Cnidaria, Anthozoa, Scleractinia, Pocilloporidae. Gene Ontology annotation, cellular component: nucleus. The record is from RefSeq and is a predicted model, not a curated record. Gene Ontology annotation, molecular function: metal ion binding.
CACGGUAGUCUGACACGAACAAUCAUGGCGGACGACUCAUCGAAACUCCGGGAACAAAUAGCGUAUCUCACUGAUCUUAUUAAGUCUCAUAAAAAGAUACCUUCUCCAGCAAGUAUCUCUGGAGUUCAUCCUCAUACAGUCAAUAACAAAAACAGAUCAUUUUCUUGGCAAAAAGAAACACAGAAGAGAAAAGCAACCAAACAACAGAUUUUACAUCCACCAUUGAACCAGGUGAAAGGACAAACAGGGACAGUUCACUCCUCAUAUAGUCUAGAUCGGAGGAAAUUGAACACUAAAAGUUCAGGUCAUGAUACUGCAAAGACAAAGAUAAAUAUUCCAUUCACUUCAGGGUCAUCUGGAUAUUCACAGACUAUGAAUGACAAUAAAUCAAUUCUUGAGAGUAAAACAGCCCUAAAACAAAAUGACAGAAAGGCAGAAAUACCAGUUCCAAAGAUGGAACAGGCACAAAAAUCUCACUUAUUAUCGUUACAACCAAGUCAUACCUUGACAGCAAAGAACCCUUAUGUUUUGAAUAAAAAAGAGAUCCCUCAUUUGUCUGGUGUUAAAACUGUUGCGCAGAAAUCAGCCUUGAAAUGGAAAAAACCCAGUGCCACAUGUACCUCAGGUUUGUCAUCUGAUAAAAGUAAAAGUCAUUCUGACUCAGAACUACACAGGAAGAAAUCACAAUUACUACGGGCAGAAAUAUCAUUAGGGAUGCCUUCUACUAAAGUGAAAUCACCAUCAGUGGUUCCUCCCAAAGCACCAUCCACAUCUGGAGCACACGGAUCUUUUAAAUGGUCAAAAUCAAAGCCAUCCACAUCCAGUAAAUUAGAGAAAAGUGGAAAAAAAUCAAAGCCCUCAAGAUCCAAGCUCAAAUGGACAAAACUAGGAGCUCAAUGUGAGGCCAAGAAACAACUGAAUCCUUAUGUGCUAAGAAGAGAGAGUUCAGGAGGUAGUAGUCCUGAACAGAGGCAGAGAUUGAUAUCAAACAAAGCUGAGAAACUGAAAAAACAACCACAUUAUUCAACGAAAUAUCAGGCAGAUUCUGUUACAAGUAAAAAGGUUUUGUCACAAAAAUCUGCUGCUGGGUUCAUUGACAGAAGGCAAAGAACAACUCAAGGAGAGAGUCCUGUUGUUACAAGAUACAGUGUUGUGAGGUCAAAGAGGAAACAAGCUCCAAUUAAAGCCCAGAAAUUGAAUAAAGUGGUAGUAAUUGGAGGUGUUCCCUAUAAGACAUCAUCCAAUAAACUAACCAAAGCCAAGACAUCUUCAGCUGAGAAGGAAAUUGGUAAAGGCGGGAAAAAAGUUGGUAAGUUAACGAAAACGAUCAUAAUUCAAGGUGAGAAGUUUGUGUCAGACUCAAAAGGCAAGACUCUUCAGAGAAUCAAUAAAGCUCCCAGACGAGCUUCUUUGAAGGAAUCAGGUUCUUCGAAACUACGUCAGACGCUCAUGAGUAGAAGGCGGUCAAGUAACGGCCGCAUGGUUGUAUUGCGAACGCCAACCACACUGAUCAAAAGUAAACUGAACAACACUCCAAGCAAGGCUCUUGCUAGUCGCGUAUUACGGCGAAGUAUUCACAAUGCCAGGGUAUAUAGUAAAAACAGGAGUAAACCCGUGUCGGAGCAGUACUGCAUGUUCUACAACAGAUUCGGAAAAUGCCACAAGAGGGACACUUGUCCAUACAUUCACGACCCAUCUAAAGUUGCGGUUUGCACAAAGUUUCUUCGUGGUCGAUGUAAAAACUUGGAUGGAUCUUGUCCGUUCUCUCAUAAGAUUGACCCAACUAAGAUGCCAGUUUGUCAAUUCUUCCUCCGCGGAAAAUGUUCAAACGACAAUUGCCCGUAUUCCCACGUUAACGUCAGCAAGAAGGCAAAAGUAUGCGAAGAUUUCCUCAAGGGAUUCUGUGCUCGAGGACAACAAUGCGACAAAAAGCACAUCCUAGAAUGUGAAGAAUUCUCACGGACAGGCAAGUGUUCCAAAGGCUCAAAUUGCAAGCUUAUGCACAAGGCUAGAAAACCUGCAGCAGCCCGGAAACGAAAGUCCAGCUCUAAUGAGGGACAUGGGACCUCAAAACUCCCUAAACAAGAUUUUACUAGCGACGAAGGAUUCCUUCCUCUGUUAGCUGGCGCCUCAGAUCCAGAGCACAUUUCUGCGCAGGAUUCAUUGGGGAAUUCUCAAGGAGAGGCUAAAGAAAUGACGGCUGAACCAGUGGUAAUUCGCCCGAGGUUCCUGAAGCCCAGAGAUGCAGAGAAAGUCCAGACACCAGAACGUACUUCUCCAGAAUAGGUAGGCUUGGUUACAAGAGGUUCUCGUUUGAUCCUCCUUGUCUCUGGGCCUCUGAAGUAUGAAGUUUAUUAAUACAUGGUCAGGGCUCUUUUUUUUUCGACCGAGUGGGUUAGUUUUUUUUUUUAUUCUGCCUGUGAUUGAGUGUAUGGUGUGUUUGCAUAACUCACAUCACAGUUAUUUUAGCUGACUGGAUAGAAAAGCUGGCAAUAAUUAACCUCCCCCCCUCCCCUCCUCAAUAACGAUAUCAUAAUGAUACGGGAAAUGCAUAUGUUUUGCAGUGUUCAGUAGGAUUUUUUUUUGUUCAAUAAAAAGUUGGUGUCACUGUACAUUUACACAUUUUUUACUCCCGCUUUCCUCCAGUUUUAGGGGAUGGUCCCUUUUUUGAAGCCAUUUAUCUUUUGUGUCAUUUGGUCUGCUUCGUUUACGUUUAGAAUCAUUUAGUUGUUUGUUUUUCUUCUGGGGCAAUUCGUAGUGGGAACGUCGCGACUGCAUCUUUCCCACAUAGUACUGUUAAGUAGAGAAGUCUGUAUACAGAAUAGAUAAAGUUUAUAACAGCUGGACUGUAAAGAAAAUAUUUAAAAUUUGACAACAUCAUACGCAGAGAUCAGAUGGAAACCAUCGUAAUAAAAGAAGAAAAGACUUUGAA